CACACCAUCACUAAUUCACAGUCUCAAAAGUUUGUUUAUACGUGGACUCAAUAGUCGUGACCUACAUCUUAACGUCGUCGUUUCUUCGCAUUCCUAACUAACCAACGCCGGAAACCAAUCGCCAAUGUCGGUAUCUGGUGGCACUGUGAUCGCCGGCCGUCGUAACACACGGCAUCUUGUCGAGAACCGUUUCUACAGCCCGCCAGCGCUACGAAAACAGAGACAAGAACAGGAACAGAAGCAGGAGUUAACGUUGGUGGAGAACAGGCCUUGUUCUUCUUCCGAUAGCUCUGUUUCUUCGCAUGAGACAACGUGCGAUGCUUCCAAUUUGUGUCGGUUUUUGGAACACACCACGCCUCUUGUUCCUGCUCAGAAUUUUUCUAUGAGAAGUAAGAGGAGAUGGAAAAUAAUGGAGACAGAAUUGCAGCCAUACUUUGUGCUUGGGGACUUGUGGGAAUCUUUCAAGGAGUGGAGUGCAUACGGGGCUGGUGUUCCAUUGGUGUUGACUGGGAAUGAAUCUGUCACACAGUAUUACAAUGUCUCCUUGUCUGCUAUUCAGCUUUAUAUUGAUCCAUCAAAACCGUCCCCUCAGUUAAGAAAACCUAGUAAUGAGAGUGAAACCGAAUCGGCUAGAGAAACAAGCAGUGAUAGCAGCGGUGGCUAUUGUCGUGAAAGAGGAGCUAAGAGUGUAGUUAAUGGCAGUUCGAACCAACCUAACUUCUCUGAUGCAAGCAUUCGUGGUCUGCAAAGAAUUUCACUAAGUGACAAGAAUGAAAGCUGCAGUGCACUUGGUCAGCUUGUAUUCGAAUACUUUGAGCGUGAAACACCUUAUAAUCGUGAACCAUUAGCAGAUAAGAUUUAUGAUCUUGCUGAACAAUUUCCUGAGUUGAAGACAUACCGGAGCUGUGAUCUUUCACCUUCAAGUUGGGUUUCAUUGGCUUGGUAUCCAAUAUAUAGAAUACCUAUCGGUCCGACACUACAGGACUUGAGCGCCUGCUUCCUCACCUUCCAUUCCCUGUCAACACCUUCGCAAAGUCAUUGUUCGAAAGAUAGCGACAUAUCCAACCUAUCACUACCAAUCUUCGGGCUUGCCUUUAAUAAGUUCAAAUUUUCUGUCUGGGAUCCCAAUGGCGAUUCUGAAGGUCAGAAAGCCAAUUCUCUGUUGCGAGCUGCUGACAACUGGCUUCGGCAACUGCAAGUUAACCAUCCUGAUUACAAUUUCUUUGUUUCCCAUUAUUCAUAUUGUAGAUGAGCAGAGUUUUCUCUAAACUGAAGCAGCUGGUAUACUGUUAUUUUCUUUGCCGGCGUAUUGAAAAUUAUUGAUACUGUAUCAGUUUUAAAGGGUCUGUUCUUCUGUUUUCAGAGAGGAUGCAAGUCCUUUAACUUACAGUUUCUGCUUUUCUGUAGAAAAGAUCAAAUUUGUCUCUGGAAAAUGUAUAUUUCACAUGGCACUCACUUUGUUCCUAGUUGUGUACAGACGAUGACUUACAUUAUAAUCAUCCUCAGUAGGCAUCCUUAUUGUGAGAUGUAAUUCUUACAUAAAUCCAGCACUGUACUGCUGGGUUAUUCUUGAAUGGCUAAAUCAAUGAGAUAUUAAUUUAUUAGGAUA
This is a messenger RNA of Cicer arietinum (chickpea), 1609 nucleotides long. RefSeq lists its product as uncharacterized. NCBI's taxonomy places the organism in Eukaryota, Viridiplantae, Streptophyta, Magnoliopsida, Fabales, Fabaceae. The record is from RefSeq and is a predicted model, not a curated record.